This is a messenger RNA of Carassius gibelio (silver crucian carp), 2810 nucleotides long. RefSeq names its product copine III (gene cpne3). The coding region runs from base 4 to 1602 and encodes 532 amino acids. Gene Ontology annotation, molecular function: receptor tyrosine kinase binding; calcium-dependent phospholipid binding. Lineage: Eukaryota; Metazoa; Chordata; Actinopteri; Cypriniformes; Cyprinidae. Gene Ontology annotation, cellular component: plasma membrane. The record is from RefSeq and is a predicted model, not a curated record. Gene Ontology annotation, biological process: ERBB2 signaling pathway; cellular response to calcium ion. The transcript is spliced from 16 exons.
CCAAUGGCUGCGUCGUGUGUGACCAAGGUGGAGCUGACAGUCUCCUGUGAAAACCUGCUGGACAUGGAUGUGUGCUCCAAAUCUGACCCGCUGUGUGUCCUGCUCAUGAACACAUCGGGAAACCAGUGGUUUGAGGUCGAUCGCACUGAGAGGGUUAAGAACUGCUUGAACCCCAAAUUUGCCAAGAAGUUUGUUGUCGAUUACUACUUCGAGGUUGUUCAGAAACUCAGAUUCGGGGUUUACGAUAUUGACAAUAAAACCGUUGACUUGAGCGAUGACGACUUCCUGGGUGAGUUCGAGUGCUCGCUGGGACAGAUUGUUUCCAGUAGCAAGCUGACGAGACCUUUAGUGCUGAAGAACAAGAGACCUGCAGGAAAGGGAACAAUUACGAUCAGUGCGGAGGAAAUCAAGGACAACAGAGUAGUGGAUUUUGAGAUGCAGGCCAGAAAACUGGACAAAAAGGAUUUCUUUGGAAAAUCAGACCCCUACCUGGAAUUUUACAGGCAGACGGAAACAGGCUGGCAGCUUGCUCAUAGAACUGAGGUUGUGAAGAAUAACUUGAACCCUUGCUGGAGGCCUUUUAAAAUCCCUCUACAGUCUCUCUGUGCAGGAGACAUGGAGAAACCAAUCAAGGUUGAAUGUUACGAUUAUGACAACGAUGGAUCUCAUGAUUUGAUAGGGAUUUUUGAGACCAAUAUGAAGCGUCUGCAAGAGGCAUCCCGCAGCGCUCCGGCAGAAUUUGAGUGCAUAAACAGUAAAAAGAAACAGAAGAAGAAAAAUUAUAAGAACUCGGGAGUCGUGAGUGUGAAGCUUUGUCAGAUUACCAGGGAAUACACCUUUUUGGACUACAUCAUGGGAGGCUGCCAAAUAAAUUUCACUGUGGGCAUAGACUUCACAGGGUCAAAUGGUGACCCCAGGUCACCCGAUUCUCUACAUUACAUCAGUCCUCAAGGUGUGAAUGAAUAUCUCUCAGCCAUCUGGUCAGUUGGGCUCGUGGUCCAGGACUAUGACAGUGACAAAAUGUUUCCUGCGUUUGGAUUUGGCGCCCAGAUUCCUCCUUCAUGGCAGGUGUCUCAUGAGUUCCCUCUCAACUUCAAUCCCGCAAAUCCGUUUUGUGCUGGUGUGGAGGGUGUGGUGGAGGCCUACAGGAUGUGCCUUCCUCAGGUCAAACUUUACGGGCCUACGAACUUCGCUCCCAUUAUUAACCACAUGGCUAGUUUCGCACAGCAGGCUUUACAGCAGAAGACAGCGUCGCAAUACUUUGUCCUGCUGAUCAUCACGGACGGAGUGAUCACAGACAUGGACCAGACGCGUGGAGCUAUAGUGGCCGCCUCCCGCUUGCCCAUGUCAAUCAUUAUUGUGGGCGUAGGCAAAGCCGACUUCACAGAUAUGGAGAUUCUGGACGGAGAUGAUGGGCGACUGAGGUCUAUCACGGGAGAACCGGCCGUACGUGACAUUGUGCAGUUUGUGCCCUUCAGAAAGUUCAUGAACGCGCCCAGGGAAAUGCUUGCCCAAUGUGUACUGGCAGAAUUACCACAACAAGUCACGUCCUACUUCAGAUAUAUAAACCUGUCGCCUCCACACGAGCCAAAACAAUCAUAGGCAUGGACAUUCUCCUAAAGAGGAGCUCUCCAAGUGUGUUCUAGCCGAGGUUCCUGGUCAGGUCGUCAACUUCUUUAAAAUGAUGAAGCUCCCGCCUCCGACGUCAAACACUCCAGUGGAAGCUCAGACCGGGCCGACACAGAACUGAAAGACACAUAUAACUCCACAGCUGGACAUCAUCGACCUGCCCAUCUAACUUAAGGCCUUCUUAAAGAGACAUACAGUACCACUUGAUACAUUUGUGUUGGUUUCAAUUUCAGUUAUUCAUUUGUUUACUUUUUAAAAAUCAUUUAAUAUGUCUUCACGUGUUUUGUUCUGCCAAAUGAUCUUGCAGUCGUCUGUUAUAGAGAGCGUUUGGAUUUAAGUAUCCCACUCUAAAUGAUCAGUUAUUGAAAAAUAAAAAUAAAAAUCGGGUAUGGAGUUUAAGUUUAACGUCAACCUUGUUAGUGUUGCAGGUGAGAUGACCGAAUACAGCAAUGGUAUGAAGGCAUUUAUUUUUUUUUAUCUCCAGUGUCAUUCCCACUAACUUACAAAAUUGUUUACAGUCUGCAUUAUCUCAAUAAUAUUUUUGUGUCAUUAUCAUUCUUAUAUUCGUAUAUUUGUAUAUGAUUUUUUUAACCAUUGCCUGAAAAAGCCAUUUCUUCAUAAACUGUGUCUAGUGCACAAUAUUAUAUUGAUCACAUUAAUGUGCCUGAUCUUUUGCAGUUUCUACACAGAAAGUCGUGCAUGUAUGUUUGAUUUAUAUCUAAGGAUAGCAUGUGGCAGCUUUUUACCUGCCAUGUUUUAAUUUUAGCAGAAAGCACUUGCAGCUAAAGCCACUGAGGAAUGGUGCUCAGAUCUCAAUCUAUAAAGAUGCAAGCCAUUGAUACUGACGUCUGGAUGAGUCAGUCCUGUUAUGUGCCUGAAUGCACUAUGCAUUAAUACAAUAAUAGUACCGGUAAUAUGCUCAGGUAAUCAGCUUUUUGAAUCAGUAUUAACCAUUUAAGAUGCAAAUGAUGUUUAGUUUGCUUUACAUUUGAUCUGUAACAACACAUCGUGCUCAAUUAGUGCUGAGAGGAGUAUAAUUAAAUCAUCUUAAAGGUAAUUUAAAUAAAACUGUUUUUGUUUCAUCAGAUACGGUAUCAUAAUGUAAUGUGUCAGCUCAGCAGUUGCUGAUAUGCCUGUAGCAUGCCUUGUUUCACAUACAGUAAAUAAAACACCAAAAAGUG